This is a messenger RNA of Ctenocephalides felis (cat flea), 1420 nucleotides long. Its product is annotated as acyl-CoA Delta(11) desaturase-like. The coding region runs from base 175 to 1260 and encodes 361 amino acids. The transcript is spliced from 7 exons. The record is from RefSeq and is a predicted model, not a curated record. Lineage: Eukaryota; Metazoa; Arthropoda; Insecta; Siphonaptera; Pulicidae. Gene Ontology annotation, cellular component: endoplasmic reticulum membrane. Gene Ontology annotation, molecular function: iron ion binding; stearoyl-CoA 9-desaturase activity. Gene Ontology annotation, biological process: unsaturated fatty acid biosynthetic process.
UAAUUCAGUGUCAGAAGAGAAAGGUCCUCGUCGUUCUGUGGCAUUUUUAGAGAAAUUUAGUGAAACAAAUGUAAUAUUAAAAGAAAAGUGUUUAGUAAAUUGUUUAUUAAAGUGUGGAGUGAAGAUUUAAAGUGUUUGUUGAACCAGAAUUGUAAAGUUAUAUAAAAGAGAACUAUGCCACCAAAUUCAUCAGAACCCAUCGUAGUGGGUCUUUCGAGACCCACUGGCGUCUUAAACGAGACCGACGCUGAAUUGCCCGACGGAGGAAUCACGGCCGACGUGCAAAAACUCAAAAAAGCAGACAAAUUACCAAGAAAAUUGGUUUGGAGAAACAUCUUAGCUUUUGCCUACCUGCACGUCGCCGCCUUAUAUGGAGCUUGGCUCAUGUUAACAAGCGCCAAGUGGACAACUUGCGCUUUCGCCUUAUUCCUAUACACACUCUCCGGUUUGGGAAUUACAGCAGGAGCCCACAGGUUAUGGGCCCACAGAUCCUACAAAGCAAAGUUACCACUUAGGAUUUUAUUAGUUGCCAUGAACACACUUGCAUUCCAAGAUUGCGCCAUGCACUGGGCACGCGACCACCGCGUGCACCACAAAUACUCCGAAACCGAUGCAGAUCCUCAUAACGCGACCAGAGGGUUCUUUUUUUCGCACAUCGGAUGGCUUUUGUGCAGAAAGCACCCCGAUGUCAUCGAAAAGGGUAAAAAAUUAGACAUCAGCGACCUGAAAGCCGAUCCCGUGCUUCGAUUCCAGAAAAAAUACUACAUGACUCUCAUGCCUUUGACUUGCUUUAUAAUCCCAACGUUGAUCCCUGUUUACUGGUGGGGCGAAACCUGGGCUAAUGCCUGGUUCGUGUCCACCUUGUUCAGGUAUACUUUCAUCCUGAAUGUUACCUGGUUGGUGAACAGUGCUGCACACAAAUGGGGCGACAAACCAUACGACAAAGAGAUCAGUCCAUCCGAGAACCCCUCAGUGGCGAUGUUCGCCCUCGGCGAGGGCUGGCACAACUAUCACCACACCUUUCCCUGGGACUACAAAACAGCCGAGUUGGGAAACUAUCGAAUGAAUAUGACGACGGCCUUCAUCGACUUCUUCGCCAAAAUAGGCUGGGCUUACGAUCUUAAAACCGUUUCAGACGAGAUCAUCAAGAAGAGGGUUGAACGCACAGGUGACGGUAGUCAUAAUUUGUGGGGCUGGGGCGAUAAGGAGCAGCCUAAGGAGGAAAUCGAAAAUGCUAUUAGGAUUAAUAAGAAGGAUUAAGUAGAUCGAGAAGUAAGGUGAUGUGUUGAGAGGAAUAGAUUUUUUUACUUUUGUUUAAAACUGUUUACUUUGGGAUAAAACAUAAAUUUCUUCAAUAUGAUACUCGUGAUAGUUGGUGCUACAAUAGGCUGAUUUAAGGGGCACAACUAGUGUAACCGCC